This is a messenger RNA of Eleginops maclovinus (Patagonian blennie), 2165 nucleotides long. It is a transcript of the gene pmm1, whose product is annotated as phosphomannomutase 1. Gene Ontology annotation, cellular component: cytosol. Gene Ontology annotation, molecular function: phosphomannomutase activity. The record is from RefSeq and is a predicted model, not a curated record. NCBI's taxonomy places the organism in Eukaryota, Metazoa, Chordata, Actinopteri, Perciformes, Eleginopidae. Gene Ontology annotation, biological process: GDP-mannose biosynthetic process; mannose metabolic process; protein N-linked glycosylation.
GUGUUGCGAAAGAGAGCCGACACGUACAGGGCGCUGUGUUUGUUUGUUGGUGCUGAACCGGGUCGAGCUGAACCGAUCCGAGACAGCAGCACCAAAGAACCGAGGAAGGAAGAGAAACGAGAAAAACAACUGUCCCGGAAGAGAGUAUUUCCUUUAACCUUGGAGUCUGUUUUUAUUCUGAUGUAACUGACAGCUGAACACUCCGUCCGUAAAUGUGUGUUAUAAGGUGUGUUUCUGCACGAGCCUGGACCUUUAGCUAAAACGUGCAUUAGUUAAACAGACUCACUCGUAAGAGGGAAACAAAUGGAGGAAUCAGACGUCCUCUCGUCGGAGCGAAACAUCCUCUGCCUGUUCGACGUGGACGGCACUUUGACACCACCUAGAGAGAAAAUCGACCCUCAGUUGGACGAGUUCUUCCAGUCUCUGCGGAGGAAAGUGAAGAUCGGCAUUGUGGGAGGGUCGGACUACUCCAAGAUAGCCGAGCAGCUCGGGGAUGAUGUGGUGCACAAGUUCGACUAUGUGUUUGCUGAGAACGGGACGGUGCAAUACAAAGACGGGAAACUCCUCUCAACGCAGGCCAUUCAGAACCAUCUUGGGGAGGAGCUGCUGCAGGACCUGAUCAACUUCUGCCUCAGCUACAUGGGGCUCAUCAAGCUGCCAAAGAAAAGGGGGACGUUCAUUGAAUUCAGGAAUGGCAUGCUCAAUAUUUCCCCCAUCGGUCGAAGCUGCACACAGGAGGAGAGGAUAGAAUUCUCUGAAAUCGAUAAGAGAGAGAAGAUCCGGGAGAAAUUCGUAGCGGCCCUGAAAGAGGAGUUUGCUGGAAAGGGACUACGGUUCACUAAAGGCGGUCUCAUCAGCUUCGAUGUGUUCCCGGAGGGCUGGGACAAGAGGCUGUGUUUAGAGCUGCUGGACAGUGAAGGCCUGGACGCCAUCUACUUCUUCGGCAACGAGACCUCGGAUGGAGGGAACGAUUAUGAAAUCUUCAACGACCCUCGGACCAUCGGUUUCACCGUCUUCCCGGAGGACACGGCCCGGUUCUGUCGGGAGAUUUUCUUUGACACUCCGCCUCACGAGCCUUGAGUCCCCUGAUCCCUUUACCCACAAUCCCCUCUGUUUUCCCGCCUGUGGCUCUCCGCUUGUACGACAACAAGCUCCUCUAACGCAGGAUGUUUAUGAACCAAGGUACUACUACUGAUUUCCUCCUCCUUAAUAAUAUGAAAACAAUGGACAGCAGCAGCGGGGGGAUUGGACUACAUUUUAAACCUUAAUCCUUCUGCUUUUUAAGUAUUUUAAAAAGGGACAGAGAAGGUGUUACAUGUUGUAUGUUAAAGUCAUGUGCAAUAAGAUUAGCAUGUAGCAUAAGUUAGCCAAACAGCUAACAGAAUAUAAAGGUUGUUAUUGUUGGAAGUUCUUACUACAGAUUAUUUGGGUAUAAGUGAUGUUUUGCACUAAUUCUGGGCGUAAUGUAAUAUGUUUGAUCAUUGCUGAAAGAGAUGAUGACAGUGAAAGGGAGAUAUUAAAUAGGGUGAGGAAAUGGGAUAUGAGCGAAGCGAUAAAGAAGAUGUUUUUAUUCCUCCAAAGUUGAGGAUAUAUGAAUCAUUCCAGUUAUUGUAACGUCUCUGGAGAUUAAUUGUGUGAUUCCUUAAAUAUCAAAUGUUUUUUAAGCUUCAGGGAAGAGAAGAGCUUGUUUUGCAUCUCUAGGUUUUUAAAAUUCAAUUAAAAGGAACACAUAUCAGAUGUAUGUAUUGACUACAGACUCAAUGAAUUCAUCUUAACCAGUGAGUGAAGCUACCACCUUCUGUCAGUCCAUACUUUUAGUGUCAAAUAUUUCUACAAACUGUAUCAUGGCUUGAACGCUGUAUCUGGUAUGCUUGGUUCUUUGUUGCUAAUUAUUUUAAUAUGAAGGGUUUUACAAAUAACUUUUAAAUAUGUGAACACUAAAUGGGUAAUGCCUCUUUGAUUUAUCAGUAUUGUAAAUGUGAGGCUUUUAAAUGCAUCAGCUGCAGGACUGUUAACACUCCUUUAAAACGACUCAAAGGAUCAUGUAGAAAAAUACUUUUAUGCACAACAGGAAAUGUUUAUGAUGCUAACUGAUUACUUUCAGUCUUUUCUGGAUAAAAAAAGUGGAUUAAUUGUAAUAAAACAUUUUGAUAUCUUGCACUGAA